Penaeus chinensis is the source of this 1551-nucleotide messenger RNA. RefSeq names its product protein starmaker-like. The record is from RefSeq and is a predicted model, not a curated record. Bases 1 to 1551 code for a protein of 516 amino acids. Lineage: Eukaryota; Metazoa; Arthropoda; Malacostraca; Decapoda; Penaeidae. The transcript has 8 exons.
AUGGCUGCCCUCUCAGAUGUGAGAAGACCUGGAACGAUCAACCAAGAAGUCAGCAGAUUGAAUGGUCUGGUAGCAGUAGCCAUGAACUCGAUCAACAUGAGCAUUUACUUCAUUCUUAAUGAAACUUUGGGAUUUGAAGUUUGCAGAUUCGCUUCCAAAGUGAGUGAGGCAAACCCUACACAAGUUUAUGAAGAGUACAGAAUCAAGGUGGAAAAGGAGUGGUGUAAAGGUCAUUUUAGCUUGAACUUUGAUCACACUAAGGACGAUCACACCAAGGGCGACCACACCAAGGACGAGCAUACUAACAACGAGCAUGUCAAGAACGACCACAUCAAAGACGACCAAACCAAGGACGACCCCACCAAGUGUUAUGGCGACGAGCAUACCAAGAACGACCACACCAAAGACGACCACACCAAGGACGACCACACCAAGGACGACCACACCAAGGACGACCACACCAAGGACGACCACACCACGGACGACCAUACCAAGGACGACCACACCAAGGACGACCACACCAAGGACGACCAUACCAAGGACGACCACACCAAGGACAAUUAUACCAAGGACGACCACACCAAGGACGACCACACCAAGGACAAGUAUACCAAGAGACGCCACACCAAGACAAUUAGACUCCACACAGACGACCACACCAAGGACGACCACACCAAGGACGACCACACCAAGGACGACCACACCAAGGACGACCACACCAAGGACAAUUAUACCAAGGACGACCGCACCAAGGACGACCACACCAAGGACGACCACACCAAGGACGACCACACUAAGGACGACCAUACCAAGGACGACCACACCAAGGACGACCACGCCAAGGACGACCACACCAAGGACGACCACACCAAGGACGACCACACCAAGGACGGCCACACCAAGGACAAUUAUACCAAGCACGACCGAACCAAGAACGACCAUACCAAGGACGACCACACCAAGGACGACCACACCAAGGAGAACCAUACCAAGGACGACCACACCAAGGACGACCACACCAAGGACGACCACGCCAAGGACGACCAUACCAAGGACGACCACACCAAGGACGACCACACCAAGGACAAUUAUACCAAAGACGACCGCACCAAGGACGACCAUACCAAGGACGACCACGCCAAGGACGACCACUCCAAAGACGACCACUCCAAGGACGACCACACCAAGGACGACCAUACCAAGGACGACCACACCAAGGACGACCACACCAAGGACGACCAUACCAAGGACGACCACACCAAGGACGACCACACCAAGGACGACCACACCAAGGACGACCACACCAAGAACAACCAGAAAACAUCAAACAAACAGGCCGACAGAGGGAUAAAUGAGCCUGAAACUAAGCCACACGUUAAAUUCAUCUCCAAACAGAAAGUUGUGUCUCUGCAGAUCCUGAUAACUCCGGCUCUAAAACUUUAUGGACCGAAGACCGUCAUUAAAGGCAUUAUUCUCGGUGGAUUUCUUAUUUGUCUGGGAAAUUAUACCCAUGCUGAAAUCUGGCCAAACUCAAAGCUCAGGUUCCCAUAA